CGCCGCGUGGCCAAUCCAAACGCCUUGCGCGCGCUGAGCUGACCUGUCAUGGGUUUGGUGAUAGAAAAAAAAGAAAUACGUAGAAAAAUAACAACAUAACCUUGCACUACACAAUGGCAUCGUUUGUCGCCGAAGUCCUCGCCAGCUCUGGAAAACUAGAGAAAGAGGACCUGUCCGGUAAAAUCAACAAAAUGUCGCGCAAGAUAGAGGAUACGAAGGUGGAAAUAUGUGGUAUGUUAAACAGUCGAUAUAGUGACUUCCUGCCAAGUCUACAUGCGUCUGAGGACCUAAUGGUGCAGGUUGACGAUGUCUCCAAAGAGAUGGACACCCUCAAAAGAUUUAUUGAGACAGAGGUUCAACAAAAUCUCCAUGCAUCUGUGGCUGAGUAUACCAAGUUGAAGCAGCAGCUGGAGAAAAACACAAUCAUCAUCACCAUGCUAGGACACCUGAAAUACUUUGACAACGCGAUGGAGGAAUUCAACAAAGGCCUUCAGAAGAAGCAGUAUGUUGACGCUGCUCUCCAGCUGCAAAGGGCGAAGACGAGCGUGGAGUCUCUCAAAAGCUGGAAGGCGACGGAGCUCUCGCUGAUUAGCGCGCUCAGCUCAGAGUUGACAGUGCAGAGGGAAAACCUGGUGUAUCAUCUCGGGGAUGAAUGGAAGCGCCUCGUCAUCUGGAACUUGCCCCCCUUAAAGGACCCCGCAGGCGUGGACUUCUUCCCGAAGGUGGAGCUGUGCUUAUGCCUUCCUUGCGAGGAGGACGAGCGACCGGAACCGCCUGCUGUGCUGCGAGCGUUGGCCAUCCAGGGAGACCUUCAGCACAAGAUCAAACUCUUCACGCUGCCGUUCUGCCUUCCAGGUCAGGUGCUUUUGAAGAAUAUGUUGAAGCCGGCGGUGCUGCACCCGUCCCUGUCGAUGUUGGUGUCCGAGCAGCGGGGAAAGGGCAUCGUCCUGUCCUUCGAGCGACUGCAGGAGUCUCACGAGGAGCGCAGCACUCCAUCGCAGGUCUACUGCAAGUUGCUCCUGGUGCUCAGGACCCUUUACUCCAACCUACUCAACGUGACGAUAGGUGAUCAGAAGCUGUCGACUAUCUUGGGGAAGCUGAUUUGGGAGGAGCUUUCGCGCUGCAUCAUCCACGAGUGCCUGCUCUACUCCAUCCCUACCGACAGCAGCCAGCUGGAAAAAUACAACAUUCAGGUUAUCAAGGAGACGGAGGAGUUUGAGAAGGCUCUGAAGGAGAUGGAGUUUCUGCGGGAUGAGUCGACAGAUCUGCUCAAAUAUGCCAGAGACGUCAACUGCCACUUUGCCAGCAAGAAGUGCAAGGAUGUCAUGGUGGCAGCACGUCAACUCAUGACGGCCAAAAUGCACAACACCGUCAAGAUCACGGCAGAGUCCGAGCUACGUCUCGCUGAGCUGCCCGUUCCAGACUCGUUGCCGCAAGUGAAGAGGGAAGCCCCGAGCGAGGAGGGCGCCAGCACUCUGGAGAACGCUGGUCGGCUGUCAGUGCGCCUGCCGCCAUGUUGCAUCAGCGAGUCGGUGCAGCAGCUGAUGCUGCUGGCUGUUGACACGCUGGGCGAGGCUGUUGGAAGCUCCACGCAAUGCGCAUCCCAACUUUUCUUCACUGUCCGAAACAUCUUCCAGCUCUUCCAUGAUGUUGUGCCCACAUAUCACAAGGAGAACCUUCUCAAGUUCCCUCACCUGGCCGCCAUCCAGCACAACAACUGCAUGUACCUGGCCCACCACCUCCUCACCCUGGGUCACCAUUUUAGACCGCACUUGCCGCAGCCCCUCAGCCAGGGCGUAACCACCUUUGUCGACAUGGUGCCAGCAUUUAGGAAAUUAGGCGCUCAGUGCUUUCUUACGCAGCUGAACAUCCAGAGGGCAGAGCUGCUGGAGCGGCUCUCCACCGCUCGAAACUUCUGCAACCUGGAUGACGCCGACAACUACGCGGCAGCCAGCAAGGCUGUGAGGCAGGUGAUCCAUCAGCUAAAGCAACUGGGGACGGUGUGGCAGGAUGUCCUUCCGGUCGGCAUCUACUGCAAAGCCAUGGGCAACCUCCUCAACACCACCGUCGCGGAAAUGAUUGCCAAGAUCAUGAUGCUGGAGGAUAUCUCUUCAAAGGACGGUGAGCAUUUGCACAUCCUGUGCCAGAUGGUCAUCAAGGAGGGCCCGUUGGUCUUUGCACCACUGACUGACGAGCACAAGAACAAGAAAUAUCAUGAGGAGGUCCCCCUUUAUGCGAAAAAGUGGAGCGCCUUCAAGGAGCUGGUCGUUGUACUGUGUGCCAACCUCCAGGAGAUUGUCGACAGGUGGGCAGACGCUAAAGGCCCUUUGGCAUUGGAGUUCACGAGCACGGAGGUGAGGAGUUUAAUCCGAGCCUUGUUCCAGAACACAGAGAGAAGAGCCCUGGCCAUGACCAAAAUCAAAUAAAGCUGUGGGGGAGGAAACCAGCACCAACGAGGCCCAAAUACUUCUUUGGGAAUUUCACCUUUGUUUCCCUUCUCUGUCUCAUGUUUGCACACGAGGCAGCAACAUUCUGCACCGAAGAAAGGCAAUUUGUAAGGUGGAGGGCUAAACUGGGCCAUACAAGAAAAUAAAUUGCGAUGCACAACUUUACCGUAUUUUAUAUUAAUAUGUAAAAUGUUCCUUUUUUUCAGUAGAAUUGCAGGCUGUACUGAACAUAGCUCAUCGUCUCAAGGUUCAACCCCCUUAAUUUAAUGUAUAACUAUAAUAGAUUUACCUCAAACAGCAUUCAAGUUUUAAUCAUUAUGAAACUGUUGGUUUCAGGUUUGCUCAUUCUAUAUUGAAGUAGUUUACAUCAUAAACUCUAAUUUUCAGUGAAAAAUCAGUCCACCCCCCCCCCCCAAACUAAAUGUUAAAUAAAAUGUUUGUCCACUUUUGUAUAAAUGAA
Syngnathus acus (greater pipefish) is the source of this 2907-nucleotide messenger RNA. RefSeq names its product zw10 kinetochore protein (gene zw10). Gene Ontology annotation, biological process: mitotic spindle assembly checkpoint signaling; endoplasmic reticulum to Golgi vesicle-mediated transport; mitotic cell cycle. Gene Ontology annotation, cellular component: nucleus; chromosome, centromeric region; RZZ complex. The record is from RefSeq and is a predicted model, not a curated record. The transcript is spliced from 16 exons. NCBI's taxonomy places the organism in Eukaryota, Metazoa, Chordata, Actinopteri, Syngnathiformes, Syngnathidae. Bases 114 to 2426 code for a protein of 770 amino acids.